Messenger RNA from Myzus persicae (green peach aphid), 2644 nucleotides. Its product is annotated as tigger transposable element-derived protein 4-like. The record is from RefSeq and is a predicted model, not a curated record. Lineage: Eukaryota; Metazoa; Arthropoda; Insecta; Hemiptera; Aphididae. The transcript is spliced from 3 exons. Gene Ontology annotation, molecular function: DNA binding. Gene Ontology annotation, cellular component: nucleus. Bases 1095 to 2591 code for a protein of 498 amino acids.
GGCUAUUGCCUAGUUCCUAUUUAGUAAAAAGUGGCUAUUACCAACUACGGACUACAGCACAGUACAGAACUACAGAAGUACGGAGUACAGUUCCAGUGGUAGUGUGGUGAACUACUGUAUAUAUAGUUACGUUGUUGAGUGUACGUCGCAGUUUGUCGAGUGUCGCAGCCAUAUUGCAGUUGGACGUGCGAUCCAUUUGGUCAACAGAACUCAUAACGGCAAGGAAACGAGUAUCAACAAUUUGCUGCGUAGACUACGUUUCGACCGACGGGCACGGGAACGACGACAAAUUGUUUUGCCAUUGCCGUAAACGCUCUACCCGCGCAUUUAUCGUUAAAACAAUAUUUAUAUUUAUUGCUAUCGCCCUUCAUCACUACAGGUCGUCCGGUGCUGUUGCUGCGUCGACGUGUUUCUCUCUCUUUCUCGAGGCUACGCUCGACUGCUCGAGAUUGUCGUCAGUGUUUCGACAACAGUUUUCUAGUUCAUUUUAUUUCCGUUUUUACAUUAUUUAUCGUCAUACCUUGCUUUGCGCUCACCCAGCAGUGCGUAAUAGCGUAUAAGAUUGUUUUUUUUUUGUCCGAAACAUUUUUGACGGACCGCCGGCGGAAGAAGAACAACCCAAAAACCUCUCUAAAUGAAGGCCAGCGCCGCGUACACAAAGAGGGCAACGAUGACGGAAUUGUUUUAUUAUUACCACGGCGGCAAUGCGCCUACCAAUCGAUGUCGUUAAUAGCGAUACGGUCCGCCAUUUUGUGCUGUUUAUCAGCGAAACUGUAAUCACGGAAUACGGAUUCACAUUCACGUGGAGUAGCGUCAACAACAAGCGUCAAGCAUUUAUGUCCACCACGUACGCCAACAUAGCACGCCAGGCACCAUCCAUUCGCCGUCGGGACGAUCGAUUUUAAAUUAAUUUUAUUUCUAUUUUUACUGCUUUCCUACAGACAGGAAAAUAUAUAAAAAAACGCAAAUACGAUAUCGACGUUUAGUAUUUUUAAAUUACGACACUUAUUUUUGUGAAAGAGAAAGAAAGAAUUUUGUGCCAAACCAUUGUAUAAAUCGUAUUUGUACGUACAGAGACGCACAACAAAAACGCCAUGCCACCGAUUGAUCCCAUGCAGCUAUUGAACUGCUUAAAGGUUUUGCUAAAUGAAGAUACUGGUGGUCUUAAAGGUCCUCCUGAAGCAAUGCAAAUAUCCAGCCCAUCUACUGUCGCUACUAUCUGGAAGAAUAAGGAUAAAAUAUUGCAUGCUGAAACAGAAGGAAGUUCUUGUAAAAAAAUAAGGAAACCGAAAUUUAAAGGCUUGGACCAGGCCAUGUUAACGUGGUUCCAUAAACAACGUUGUAAUAAUGUACCUAUAUCUGGGCCUGUUUUGAAAACUAAAGCUGAACAUUUUGCUCAACAACUUGGUAUUAUAGAUUUCAAGGCCUCGGAAGGAUGGCUUGGAAAAUUUAAACAACGUCACAAUAUUACCUAUGGGAAAAUAAGCGGAGAAGCACUAAAUGUCGACUUGAAUGUUACUAACAGCUGGUUAAUUAAUGUGUGGCCAAAAUUGAAUGAAAAGUACACUCCGGAUAAUAUUUUUAAUGCUGAUGAGACAGGUAUUUUUUACAAAAUGACCCCAGAUAAAACAUUAAAAUUCAAAGGGGAAAAAUGCGUGGGAGGUAAACUUUCUAAAGAACGUAUCACUGCGUUUGUAGCAGCCAAUAUGAGUGGUACUGAAAAAAGAAAGAUUAUGGUAAUAGGCAAAUCAAAAAACCCGCGAUGUUUUAAAAAUAUUAAACGGUUGCCAGUCACUUAUAAAGCAAAUAAGUCAGCGUGGAUGACAUCAAUACUUUUUGAAGAAGAAAUAAGAAAAUGGGAUGCAGAAUUAAAAGGGCGAAAAGUUUUGUUACUCGUGAAUAAUUGUCCUGCUCAUCCCAAUCUAUCUAAUCUUAUGAACAUAGAGAUGAUAUUUUUCCCAGCUAACACAACUAGUAUCUUACAGCCGAUGGACCAAAGUGUUAUAAAAAGUUUGAAAGGCCACUAUAGAAAGAAAAUAUUAAGGGAAAUUAUCGAAUCUGAUGGCAAUGCCUCUAUCAAUAUGCUUGAUGCGGUGAACUUCUUAAGUAAAGCCUGGGAAGAGGUAACAUCAGAAACUAUACGGCAUUCUUUUCGUCAUGCUGGACUUCGAAGUUUUGCAAAUGCUGAAGAAGAAAUAGAACAAUUUGAGAAUGAAGAUGAUACACUGAGUGAGUGGAUUACUCAGUUCAAUACUCCGCAUACUUUGACUCCUGAGGACCUACAAAACUAUGUAGAAAUAGACGAGAAUCUAGUUACAACAAUAUCGUUAACUGAUGAAGAAAUCCUAAAUGAAGUGACAAAAGGCGAGGAGGAGCAAAAGGAAGAUGAAGAGGAAGCACAACCUGACGAAGUCGUAAUACCAAGUAUUCAACAAGCACUUGAUGCGGCUAAAUUAUUAGAAAAGUACUUAUUGUUUCAUGAAGAUGAUCCAAAGUUAUACCAAAACAUGGGAGAAAUUCAUAGAAAAAUACAAAAACAAUAUUGGCAAAAUAAAAAAGUCCAAACUAAGAUGACAGACUAUUUUAAAUGAAUUAUAAAUAUGUAUAGUAUAAAAAUUAAAUUAUAUUUAAUAAGUAUGUAUAA